Molecule: messenger RNA, 3431 nt
Organism: Linum trigynum
Lineage: Eukaryota; Viridiplantae; Streptophyta; Magnoliopsida; Malpighiales; Linaceae
Source: the annotation of a GenBank genome assembly
AAAAUCUCCGUGUCUUUGGUUGUUUAUGUUAUCCUUGACUUCGGCCUCAAACUUCUCACAAACUACAACCUCGUUCCACUCCUUGUGUUUUCUUGGGUUAUAGUGGUUUACAUAAAGGUUAUCGGUGUCUUGAUCGAUCUACUGGUCGUAUUCAUGUCAGUCGCCAUGUUCUCUUUGAUGAAUCAGUGUUCCCGUACAAGGAUACUCCUCUCGACCCAAAUCUCAAUAUUUCAUCUGAUCUGUUUCUCUCAGAACCCAUUACACUUCCCGGCCCAUUACCCUUGGCUGCACCCACGCCUCCCCAAUUGUCUACCUCACCAUCUCAUAACUCCCCCCCAGCCCACACAAAUUCCCUCUGAGCCCACCAUAACCCUCCCCAAGCCCACUUCACCCAUACCCCAACCCGACCCAGCUACCCCUACCCAGCCCACUUCACCCAUUCCCCAACCAGACCCAGCUCCCCCUACCCAACCCAUUUCACCCAUUCCCCAACCCAAACCAGCUUCUCUUACCUAGCCUACUUGCACGCGCCCUCCGCCGUUGCUUCAGUAUUGCCGCCGCCCCGUCCUUGCUCAUCCCUCCCAACCGCCUCUUUUGCAUUAUCAGCGCCGACCGAAACCCGUCUCCACUCCCUCCACCGCCAUUCCUGUACAACCCCCCCCCCCCCCUCCCACCUCAUCCACCUACUACAACUCGCCCACGAACCUCUCCCAAGCCUUCCAUCUCUUCCACCCUAACAAAUCGUCCUCCUUUUACUACGUCUCCCCGCAUUGUGACAUCCCCUGCAUCCACACCUCCCCAACGAAUGAUUACACGAACAUAAACAGGCAAGCUCCAACCCAGUCAGUAUCUCGAUGUUGCUCCAUCUGGCGUGCCUUCUACUGUGGCUCAGGCUCUGAAAUUACCUCGUUGGCGGUCUGCUAUGGUCAACGAAUUUGACGCUCUUGUUCGCAACCAUACCUGGGACUUGGUUCCUGCCCCUCCCGACUGUAAUAUUUUGUCUAAUCGCUGGGUGUUUGCAGAGAAAACGAAUCCAGAUGGCUCUCUAGAACGCGAGAAAGCCCGGUUGGUAGCACGUGGCUUUGAGCAGAUUCCCGGCCAUGACUUCGGCGAUACCUUCAGCCCAAUUCUGAAACCAGCCACACUACGGCUUCUGCUGGGCAUUGUCGUCUCUCAAGCUUGGCCAUUACAUCAGGUCGACAUAUCGAAUGCAUUCUUACACGACACUCUUCAAGAAGAAGUCUAUAUGCGUCAGCCGGUUGGGUUUAUUGAUCCAGAACACCCAGAUUCUGUCUGCCGACUUCGGAAAUCUAUCUACGGAUUACGCCAAGCGCCUCGUGCUUGGUUCCACUGUCUCUCUCAAGCUCUUCGGGACUUCAGAUUUGUGGCAUCCAAAACAGAUCCGUCACUCUUCAUUUACCGGGCUGAUUCUGUGGUUCUCUAUAUGUUGGUCUAUGUGGAUGACCUUGUAAUAAUAGGCACAGAUUCGAAGGUCAUCCAGGAGCUGAUGGUUCAUCUUCGUUCUCGGUUGCUCUCAGGGAUUUUGGCCGACUGUCUUAUUUUCUUGGCCGGGAAGUUCACUAUACUCCAUCAGGCUUGAUCCUCAACCAGAGAAAAUACAUCCUAGAGCUGUUGGAACGCUCGGGAAUGGCCCAAGCAAAGUCUAUCUCCACUCCCUGCACGCCUGAUCAGCUCACACAAAGUGGAUCAGCUCUGUCUCCGGCAUUCGAUAAUCCAACCUUGUACAUAAGUAUAGUUGGUGGUCUCCAAUAUUUGAGCUUUACUCGGCCAGACAUAUCCUUUGCGGCCAAUCACGUCUCUCAGUUUCAGCAGUCACCCUCUGAUGCUCAUUGGGCAGCUGUGAAGCGCAUUAUGCGCUAUCUACAAGGUACAAUUACACAGGGCCUUCUCUUCCAACGAUCGGCUUAUUCACAAUUACAUGGUUAGUCAGAUGCAUCAUUUGCCUCUUGUCCCAAAGAUCACAAAUCCGUAUCUGGUUUUGUUGUUUUCCAUGGCGCAAAUUUGGUAUCUUGGUCAACUCGGAAACAGAAAGCGGUGGCCCGAUCUUCAACAGAAUGCGAAUACAGGGCGCUUGCGACGCUUGCCUCCGAGGUUAUUUGGUUACAAGCACUCUUAGCUGAACUUGGACAAUCUCCAUCAGCAUCACCUGUUCUAUGGUGUGACAACCUCGGCGCCACAUAUCUCGCUCACAAUCCGGUUUUUCACACACGGUCCAAACACCUAGAGAUUGAGUUCCAUUUUGUUCGUGAUCGGGUUAACAAGCAACAACUACAUGUCCGAUAUCUUCCGGCUACUGAUCAAAUAGCGGAUGUUCUUACGAAGCCUCUCACACGACAAUCCUUCCGCAGCUUCUGCUCCAAGUUUCACCUCUCUGAGGUUCCACUUGCGGGGGCGUGAUAUGGGAGAGACAUACUCGGCAACUACCUCUCCACUUCUCCUCUCUCUUCGUUUGUGAUUGUUACUUUUCUGUUCUUCUGUUCCUAAGUUUGUGUUAGUGGAGAAUUAGCUUCCUUAGGAAUAGCUAUUAGUUGAGAGUCUCAUUGUAUAAAUACACAUCAAUAAUACAAACAUAACUCAGGUUUUCUGAGACUCUUACACCCACAUCGUUACGUGACACAAUUAUCACGGUUCAAAUUUAUGGAUUUGUCAUUGUCUAUAUCUACACUCACUAUUACAAGUCUUGGAAGGGCAUUUUGGGAAGGUUGGCUUAUAUGGUUCUAUCCAUAGGAGAAGGGAUUAUUGAUUGUAGAUAAGAAUAAGAAAACUUAAUUCCCAUUAAAUUUAUAUAAGGCUCUCUCCAGACAGAGUCAUUGAAGGCCAAACAAUGUUACUGCUGAUGGCUAAAAAAAGAGAUAGGGCUGACAAUCGGUUUCUUGGUUAACAACUUAUCCGGUAAGGCGGUAAUCGUAUCGAUAACCGAUAAACAGGCAAGCAGUGCUUCGGCAUACCGACCUCCCUAGUGUCGAGGAAGGGAAACGCGCGGCAAGUAGGGGCCUGAAACCCUAAUCAGGCGCCACCCAUUCCCAUUCGAUCGACAAUCCUUCCUAGUUCACAGCUUCCCUCCCUUCUCGCGUUCGAGUUUCGAUCUACCCCCGGUCCUCUACUCCUCUAAAUCUUUCUUCUUUGUCUAUGACCUGGCAGCAACAACCAACAGUGAAGUCGAGCAGAAGCAAAGCUUGGAAGUUGGAACAGAGCAGCCGAGAGCAGCCUUAGCGGUUACUCGGUAUUACUAGUUUAUAAUCGUUAAUCAGCUAUCCGGUUACCGGUUCACCGGUUACAAACCUAUACCGGUAUUCUAAUCUCGCGAGCCCUCUACUGAUAUAUCGAUAAUCGAUCGUUCAGCUACCGGUUAAACCAGUAAUUGACCGUUUACCACCCAAAAAAGAGCAGAAGAAAGGAACAGAGUUACA